AUUCUGCCCUGGACAGCGGCAGGUUGUUGCGCAAGCGCAGCCCAUUCAGCCUGCAUGAAUACGGACUGCAGCACUGGGAGCACUGGGAGCACUGGGACUGGGAGGACACAGUGGACUGGACGGACCGGACCGGACCCGGGCAGGCGGACAUGGAGGGACAGAACGGCAGCCGGGCGCACGGCCCCGUGACGGACGGCCAGAAGAGGAGGAAGAAGCAGGAGGACAAGGAGGAGAUCCCCGACAGGGUGACUCUGAAGAAGGAGAUCGGGCUGCUGAGCGCGUGCGCCAUCAUCAUAGGGAACAUCAUCGGCUCCGGGAUCUUCAUCUCUCCAAAGGGGGUCCUGGAGCACUCAGGCUCGGUGGGCCUGGCGCUGGUGGUCUGGGUCCUGGGGGGCUGCAUUGCGGCCUUGGGCUCACUGUGCUACGCCGAGCUGGGCGUCACCAUCCCCAAGUCGGGGGGGGACUACUCCUACGUCACCGAGAUAUUCGGCGGUCUGAUGGGGUUUCUGCUGCUGUGGAGCGCCGUCCUCAUCAUGUACCCGACCACGCUGGCCGUCAUCGCGCUCACCUUCUCCAGCUACGUCCUGCAGCCCGUCUUCCCCGACUGCGUCCCCCCCUACAUGGCCACGCGGAUGCUGUCGGCCACCUGCCUCCUGCUGCUGACCUGGGUGAACUGCUCCAGCGUCCGGAUGGCCACCAGGAUCCAGGACGUCUUCACGGUGGGGAAGCUGAUGGCCCUGGGCCUCAUCAUCAUGGUUGGCCUGGUCCAGAUCUGCAACGGGAACUACGAGGCGCUGACCCCCCAGGUGGCCUUCGCCAUGGAGAGGACGCCAUCGGUGGGUCAGAUCGCUCUGGCCUUCCUGCAGGCGUCCUUCGCCUUCAGCGGCUGGAACUUCCUCAACUACGUCACGGAGGAGGUGGUUGAACCCAGAAGGAACCUACCUCGGGCCAUCUACAUCUCCAUUCCAUUGGUGACCUUUGUGUACACGCUCACCAACAUCGCCUACUUCUCCUCCAUGUCGCCCGAGGAGCUGCUGUCCUCCAACGCCGUGGCUGUAACCUUCGGGGAGAAGCUGCUGGGGAUGUUCUCCGUCGUCAUGCCCAUCUCCGUGGCUCUGUCCACCUUCGGGGGGAUCAACGGCUACUUGUUCACUUCCUCCAGGUUGUGUUUCUCUGGAGCCAGGGAGGGUCACCUGCCCAGCCUGCUGGCCAUGAUCCACUAUAAAAACUGCACCCCUAUCCCCGCCCUGCUGGUCUGCUGCGCCGCCACCAUCGUCAUCCUCUGCAUCGGAGAGACACACAACCUGAUCAACUACGUCUCUUUCAUCAACUACCUGUCGUACGGCGUCACCAUCGCCGGCCUGCUGUACUACCGCUGGAAGAAGCCCAACCUGUUCCGACCGAUCAAGGUGAACCUGCUGGUUCCUGUGUGCUACCUGAUGUUCUGGGCGCUGCUGCUGGGUUUCAGUCUUUACUCUGAGCCCGUGGUAUGUGGCGUCGGUUUGGUCAUCAUGCUCACCGGCGUACCCGUCUACUUCCUGGGCGUCCAUUGGAAAGAAAAACCAAAGUGCAUCUACAAGUUCAUUGAGAGGAUGACCUUCGUGGGCCAGAGGUUGUGUUUCGUGGUCUUUCCUCAGAUCGACCCCAUCGUGAUCGACGAUCCUUCAGAACGGACCGACACUUAGUCCGUCAAGUCUUAAGAAAACUUUUCCUCUCAAUAUGUGAAGAUCAUUUAUUGUUUUGUUCCGUCACAUGUAACACUGUAACGGACACUUCUUCCCGGAUUUGGGACCUUCCUGUCUGACCUUUGACCCUCUGACACCCUCUGUGGAAACGUCUCUUCAUGUUCUUCUCCUUCAACUACUCCGACCUAAAAUGACUUUAAUUCCCUUUUUGGAGUCCACAGAACUGUGAUGGCUCCUCUGAAUGUUUGCUCCUCGUCCCCCCCACCUGUCCAAAAGAAUUAAGACUGGAGUGAAUGCUUGUAGUGCCACUAAUAUUCACCCAUCGUGCACCCUGCUGGAAGCAGAGGUUGGGAUUAGAGCUGGAAGGAGGACCAGAGAGGAAGCUGCUUUUAACCUUCUGUGUACUUCCUGCUGGGCGUAGACGACACACUGGCUCCGUCUCCCUGUGGAAUCGCCUCCAUGGAUUUGAGGCCAGACGUCCUCCGGAGACACACGUUGUGAUGGAGAUGGGGGACAACUUCUCAGAAAGAGCCAUGGAUUUGGAUGCCACUCAAACAUCCAUCUAGAUGACACUGGACUUGGCUUUUACUCCUGAGAAUCACAGGUCAAAGGUCACAGGUCGUUAUCGUGCCACAAGAUGAUCUCUGGAUCCUGCAGACUGAGGGCUGGUUUUAUAGUAAGAAGCAUCAAAGUAUACUUAAAGUACUCAUUAUGUAGACUGGCCCAUUUCACAAUAAAAUGCCUCCUAUCAUCACAUUAUAUUUCUUGAUACAUUAAUGUCACUUUUGUUCGUUAUAUUUAGGUUAUUUGUUUCUUAUUUUUUGUGUUUUUAAUCUAAAUCUGCAAAGUAACCAGAAGCCUUGUGUGUUGAAAUGUUGAUUGUGAUUUUUUUGAAUGUUGAUUUUUUUAUAUAUAUA
Molecule: messenger RNA, 2602 nt
Organism: Pungitius pungitius (ninespine stickleback)
Lineage: Eukaryota; Metazoa; Chordata; Actinopteri; Perciformes; Gasterosteidae
Gene: slc7a10b
Product: solute carrier family 7 member 10b
Exons: 11
Coding region: 150-1685 (511 amino acids)
Biological process (GO): amino acid transmembrane transport; D-serine transmembrane transport; D-alanine transmembrane transport
Cellular component (GO): membrane
Molecular function (GO): neutral L-amino acid transmembrane transporter activity; L-amino acid transmembrane transporter activity
Source: RefSeq, a predicted model, not a curated record